AAGCCGUGUCUCGUUGCCACAACACAUAUAUAGAUGCAUACUGAUCAGACGUUUGGCCAUGUUACUGUUCACCUCUAGUUAGAGCCCAAACCUCUAGAUAUUGCGAAAUUUCAGCCGAACCAAUACACUCAGCGCCUCCGAUAUAAUGUCAACAAUUAAGCCAUUCAAGAUUGCUAUUCCGGAUGAAGAUAUUCAGAAACUUAACCAAAAAAUAUCAGAAACACGAUUUCCAGGUGGGGGUCCAAAUGGCUGGGAGCGGGGGACGCCUAUCCAAGAUAUCAAGCGCCUUUCUAAAUACUGGCAAGAAAGCUUUAGUUGGAGAUCUUUCGAGGAACGUUUGAAUCAAUUGCCAAACUUUGAGACAACAAUUUCCGUCGAUGGAUUUGAUCCUAUCCAAGUUCAUUUCAUUCACCAACAGAGCUCAGCCUCAGACGCCAUACCGCUCUUGUUUGUCCAUGGGUGGCCCGGUGGAUUCCACGAGGUCACCAAAUGCCUUCCUUUCUUCGCCGAAAGUGAAAGAAAUGGUGGACCUGCUUUCCACGUCGUCGCACCCUCACUCCCUAAUUUUGGCUUCUCAAGCAGGGUCGAAAGCCCUGGUUUUGAUGCAAGACAGUAUGCCGAGACUUGCCAUAAACUGAUGUUGGCUCUUGGGUAUGAAAAGUACGCUUGCCAAGGCGGAGACUGGGGAAGUCUCAUCUGUCGUGUGAUUGGCAUCACCUACCCAAAAUCUCUUCUCGCAGUUCAUAUAAAUAUGGUUUCUGCUAACCCCCCGCCUCCAUCUUCCCCUUUUAGCUAUCUACGUUAUCUGGUAACCGAUUUCCUGCAGUGGUAUACCCCCGAGGAACAGCUUGGCAUCAAGGGUCUUCAACACUACCAGAGACAUGGUAGCGGCUAUUUUCAUAUCCAACAGCAAAGUCCUAACACUAUUGGAGUUGCGCUUGCCGAUAGCCCCGUCGGCCUCUUGGCUUGGAUAUAUGACAAGCUGGUAAACUGGACUGAUGAAUACCCAUGGACAGACGACGAAGUUUGCGCGUGGAUAAGCUUGUAUUGGUUUAGUCGCGCGGGGCCUGCUGCUAGCGUUACCAUCUACCACGAAGUACUUGAAGGAACUGGUCCAAAAGGGUUCGGGAUUGCAUGCCCUAAUGUUAAAAUGGGAUUCUCUUAUUUUCCGAAAGAGAUAGCGAACACCCCACGCUUCUGGAACAGACGUCUUGGUGAUGUUGUUUUCGAGCGGGAGCAUGAGAAAGGUGGCCAUUUUGCCGCCUGGGAACAGCCGGAGGCUCUUGUUGAUGACCUUCGUGUCAUGUUCGGGCCGAAUGGAAGCGUUCGUAAGCUUUGAUAUAGACUAUCAAUUGUACUUGAGAUUAUAUGCCGGCUAUCUCAUAACUUUGAUAUUAUCCUGGGUCUAUCAUUGAUUAUUCAACAUCCUGCAUUCACUUACUUGCCCCUAUUACCCCUAUUACGAGAAGGCGGUAGUAACGGGCAGAAAAUAGAGAAUAAGU
This is a messenger RNA of Annulohypoxylon maeteangense, 1502 nucleotides long. Its product is annotated as epoxide hydrolase 1. The transcript is spliced from 4 exons. The coding region runs from base 146 to 1339 and encodes 397 amino acids. Gene Ontology annotation, biological process: epoxide metabolic process. Gene Ontology annotation, molecular function: epoxide hydrolase activity. NCBI's taxonomy places the organism in Eukaryota, Fungi, Ascomycota, Sordariomycetes, Xylariales, Hypoxylaceae. The record is from RefSeq and is a predicted model, not a curated record.